Molecule: messenger RNA, 737 nt
Organism: Odocoileus virginianus texanus
Lineage: Eukaryota; Metazoa; Chordata; Mammalia; Artiodactyla; Cervidae
Source: RefSeq, a predicted model, not a curated record
AUGAGCAGCAGCAGGGUCUGCAAGGCGCGAGGCGGCACUCACUCUCUUUGCUAUAACUUCACCGUCAAUCCUCAGCCGAGACCUGAAGAGCCAUGGUGUGUGGUUCAAGGCCAUGUAGAUGGGAAUGUUUUUCUCUCCUAUGACUGUGGUGGCGCCAAGAUCCAAUCCACAAGUCCAUUGGGAGAGGAGGUGAAAACUACGAACACUUGGGAAACACAGAUGGAAACACUUAGAGACAUCGGGGACUUGCUCAAGGAGCAACUGCCUGACGUUAUACCUGAGAAACACACAGCCAGGGUGGGGUCAGGCCCUCUGACCCUGCAGGCCAGGAUGACAUGCUGGUGUGAAGAGGAUGGAUACAUCAGUGGAUCCUGGCAGUUCGGCUUCAAUCGACAAAUUUGCCUCGUCUUUGAUUCAGAGAACGGACACUGGACAGAGGUUCAUCCUGGAGGGAGACAGAUGAAAGAGAAGUGGGAGAAAGACAGAGCUGUGACUAGCUUCUUCAAGAAGGUCUCCAUGGGAGACUGUCUAGCCUGGCUUCAGGAUUUUAUGGUGCCCUGGGAGAAAUUUUUGAAGACCACAGCAUCACCAACCACGGGCCCCUCUGCAGUCCAGCCCACGGCCACAGCCGUCAAGUCCAAAGCCUCGAUCCUCCCCAUGCUCCUCACCAGUUUCUUCAUAACUGUCUUCCUGGGCUGAGUCCUUUCCAGGAGCAGGUACUGAGGGCAGAAUCCAGA